This is a messenger RNA of Paramecium tetraurelia, 561 nucleotides long. RefSeq lists its product as uncharacterized. The record is from RefSeq and is a predicted model, not a curated record. The transcript has 2 exons. NCBI's taxonomy places the organism in Eukaryota, Ciliophora, Oligohymenophorea, Peniculida, Parameciidae.
AUGGAAGAAUUAUGUUACACCAUUCUUGGAAUGGGUUUAGGAAUUGUUGUAUAACAAAUACAUGAGAAGUUAUCCAAAAAUAAAAAGUAGAAUAAGCCACAAUAAUAGAAUAUGGGAACAAAGAAAUAUUUGCCAUCUACUCCAGAUAUGAAAAAAGCAUAUCAAGAACAAAAAUAAAACUUUCUAAUUCGAUAAGCAUCUUAAUAAGAGGUUGGUGAUACAAUUAGAAAGAUAGUCAAAAUAUAAGGCAAAAUUUCAGGGUUUGAUAAUGAUGAUGAAUUGAAUUAUAUAAAUAAUUCAUAAGAAGAAAUUAAAGAAGAUAAUGACUCAAAAGAAGACAAUGAUUCAUAAGAAGAAAAGGCUUUCUAGCCAAAAACACCCAAUUUUUAAAAUAAAUCCUCGACCUCCUAAAGUAUUACAUUGAUCACAAAUUAACUAGUUUCUAGUUAGUUAUCUUUGGGAUAAUUACAAUCUAAUUAAUUUAGCGAUAGUAAAAAAAAUAUACCUCCUCCUGUUGAAAGUUAGGAAUAAAUUAUAAAUAGCAGCGAUUCAGAAUCAUGA